GGAUAUUAUAUAUAUAUUAAAUUAAAAAAAUUAACUUACCCAAUGCUUUUAACUAUAUUCACGAAUCAUCACAAAAAUCACAGUGUUUUUCUUUUCUACAAUAAUCACCAUACAUCAAAUUUUACCAUCAAAUCGGGGUCAAAAUGGCACCAACGAAGAAAUUAGAUAUAGAUAAACAAGCAUGGAUUUGGACCGAAACUGUUCAACCGAAUGAAAUUCAAAGAAUUCAUUUGGAAACUGCUUAUCGGCUAGGAUUGAGAAAUUGCACGAAUUGCAAGCGAAAUUGUAGCAAUAAUCCACAAUGUUUAACGGGAUUGGGCGAAGACAAAUAUUUAAAUUCGAAUGAAUCGAAACUUGAUCCUUUGGAGGAUUCGUUGAAUGAAAAUCUUCGCGAUACAUCGCAACCUGUUGGUUUGAAUAAUCUCGGUGCCACUUGUUACGUCAACAGUUUACUCCAACUAUGGUUUCACAACGAGAAAAUGAGGAGAAUAAUUUACGAAUGGAAUUUGGAGGAUGACGCCGAGGAGAAGGCGGCAAUAAAAGUUGCCGAGGAGACAAAUCAACUUUAUCAUCCGGUGACGGUUCUUGGACAAUUACAAUAUAUAUUUGCAAUGCUACAAUUUGGCAAUCAGCGUAAUGUUGAUCUUUUGAAUUUUUUUUGUACAUUAUCAUUGGACACGUGUACACAGCAAGAUGCGCAGGAAUUUGCCAAACUUCUUUUAAAUCUCGUCGAGACAAAAUUGAAUCACGGAACUAAGGAACGAUUGCGAAGUUUAACGCAGGGUCAACAGAGUUAUAUCAAUUGUUGCAAAACGUGCGGCACGGAAUAUCCAACGACGACGACAUUUUACGAAUUGGAUCUUCAAUUGGCGCAAUCGUUGAAAGACUCAAUUAAUAAAUAUUUAAGCGAGGAACAAUUAACGGACACAAAUCAAUAUCACUGCGCGAGAUGUAAUGCAAAACAAGACGCGAGACGUUUUAUUCGUUUGGAUUCAUUACCGGAAGUGUUGAAUAUUCAUUUGUUGAGAUUUGUCUUUCAUCGAUUGAGCGGUCAAAAGAAGAAAGUUAACACGGCAAUUUACUUCCCUGAUAAAUUGGAUAUGUCACAAUAUCUCGAUUGUCCGGCAAAUACGCAUGUUUACAAUUUGGUGGCAAUUUUGAGUCAUAGAGGAAGUUCCGCACAUUCUGGACAUUACACUGCGACAAUUUGCAAUUCAAAUGGCGAAUGGUAUCAGUAUAAUGACGCGAAAGUUGAGAAAAUUUCCCGCGAUGAUAUUAAUGAACAUACGAAGGCAACGAAACCGCGAGCAAAAGGCGAAUAUCUCUCGAACGCCGCUUAUAUGCUUGUUUAUAAAAAAUGCCACCAAUUGGGAACAAAAAGGAAAGGACAGAGUACGACAAAUAGUACAUUAAACACGGAGAUGACGACAUUAAAGAAGCAAAGAAACAGUAAUGGCGAUAUGGAAAUUAUCGAGGAAAUUCCCGAUACUUCGAAUGGAAGUAAACUUUUAAAUGGUGCUGCACAUUUACACAUUAGUUUAGAAGAGACGGAAAGACAAUUGGAUCGUGAGUUUGAAGAAUGGGGAGUGAGUAGAAAAAUUCGUGAAAUUCUCCGAGCGGAAAAUGUCGACUACGAAUUAAAAACAAUUGACGCUCAAGAGCAGAAGAGAAAAAUUGUUGGCGAUCACAAUGUUAAGCGGCAAUUGGUGAUUGAUUUUUAUCAAAUGAUUCAAAAUAAGGAUUCACAUUUUGAGCAUGUUUGGAUACCAACGGAAUGGCUGACAAAAUGGCUCAAUUCACAAACGAAUAUUAUUUCGUCAAUUGACGUGACAACGUUACAAUGUUGUCAUGGCAAUUUCGAUCCGGCGAAAGUGAAUAAGGCAAAAUGUAUUCCGACAAAUUCCGCGGAUUUACUCUAUCAAAAUUAUGGCGGCGACAUUCGACUCGAUCAAAUGUCACUUUGUCGGCCUUGCGUCGAACGAAAAUGCACCUCGCAAAGAUUUAAAGUCUCGCUGGAGAAGGACGCGAAGGAACUUGGCGAAUUGGUUCGCGCCUUAAAAAUCACAGAUGAUAAUUGCUAUAUUGUGGGAGCGGAAUCUUUGAAAUACUGGCGAAGGCUGGCGACAGAAAAAUUUAACGAGGAACUAAAUGAGAAAUUCAAUAUACAAUCGAAUCAACAAAAUGGCAAUGAGGAGCCAGGAAUCGAGGAGGACGACGAUAAUGACGUUCUUAAUUUUAAUGAAGAUUUAUUGUGCGAGCACAAUUGUCUACGUACGCCGGACUCGUCGAGGAAAGUUAUUCCAAAAGAGGCGUGGGACAUUUUGCGAAAAUAUUUUCCCGAGGCGCGGGAAUUUUCAAUUCAAGUGCAUCCUUGCAAUAUUUGCGAGGCGAGUUUCGAAACUGUUCAAAAAUCAAAAGAGGAGGACAAAGUAAAGGCGCGAGAGCAAAAGAAUGAAUUGAGAAAUUUAUACUACGGAAAAUACAGGAAUGAACUUCAAAAGUGCACCGAUCCAACGAUUAUUUAUUACAUUGUCGAGAAGGAAUUUUUGGACAAUUGGCAUUCAUUCAUUCGAUUCGCUGAAACGUGCAAAAAAUCACCUCCAGUGGGAAUCAAGAAUUCGGUCUUGGUCUGCGAGAAGCAUCAAGGAUUUUUGUACACGCCUCCACCAGCAACGAAUGAUGGAUAUGGCAUUGUCUCGGCUGAGGAAUGGGCGAAAUUAUCGGAAUUUUACAACGUCGACUGUACAAUUUCGAUUCGAAAAGAGGGAACCGCCUACGUCACUGAUCCCGUUGUAUGCAUGGAUUGUUUAUACGAUAGACUAAACAAGGAACGAAUGGCGAGUCUCACUUACGAUAGAGCAACUAUAUAUAUCAAAUGUAUCGAAGAUGCAGAACCCACAAAAACGUCUAACAAUGAGUGCCCGACGAGAAAACGACCGACGAGGACGAGAAGAAAUAUUCAGGGCUCACACGAAUUUAAAGUGUCCUCUGAACUCACCUUAAAGGAACUUAAAGUUAUGGUAAUGCCAAUUUUCGGGGCUGGACCUUUUGACCAACAUUUAAUGUUAGAUGGCAAUGAAUUGCAGAAUGAUUCGGAAACAUUGAGUUCAUUGGGCAUCUUUCCUGAAACUCUUCUCACCUUAAAGAUUGACGUUCCAGUUGAUAUUGAAGAUGAUAAUUCAGAACCUGGAAAUGAAUCAACAUCGCCGGAAAAGGGUUUCAAAGGUACCGAAUUAGUUCACAGCUGAUGCGCAUCACCAGUGACACAAUAAACAAGUUCACAACUUUUUUUUUUUUUAAAUACUACUGUAAAUUUAGAAUUAAAAUAAUAUUUUUCUACGAUUUUCAUUUGCAAGAAGAAAAUAACAAUUCGACUGAGAUAAUAAUAGUAAUAAAAAAAUAAUAAUAAUAGUUUGUAAUAAGAAUAGUAAGAAAAAUGAUGAAAAAAAACAAAUAAUAAUAGUGAUAAGAAUAAGAAUAUAGUAAUAAUAGUUAAAAAUAGUUAAAAUAAUUGAAAUAAUUAAAAAAAUAAUAAUAGAAAUAAUAGUUAAAAUAAUAAUAAUAGAAAUUUUUCAAAUGAUGUUAAAAAAAUGUAUGUGUGUUGCGCGUAUGUUUAGUUUUACAUUCACAAGUCUGACAAUUAUUAUUAAUUUUUUUUUCUAUUCAAAAAAAUACUAAAAAUCGUAAUUUAUUAUCGUUUUUAAAUUUUUUCGUAAUUUUUUUUUCUUAAUUUUUUUUUAAAGUAGAAAA
Molecule: messenger RNA, 3750 nt
Organism: Leptopilina heterotoma
Lineage: Eukaryota; Metazoa; Arthropoda; Insecta; Hymenoptera; Figitidae
Product: ubiquitin carboxyl-terminal hydrolase 48-like
Exons: 18
Coding region: 144-3248 (1034 amino acids)
Biological process (GO): protein deubiquitination
Cellular component (GO): cytosol; nucleus
Molecular function (GO): protein binding; cysteine-type endopeptidase activity; cysteine-type deubiquitinase activity
Source: RefSeq, a predicted model, not a curated record